UCGCCCGGGAGUACAGAAGAGAAACAAUAUGGCGGACAUUACAAUGAAAUAAUUAUACAUACCAAAGACUGCGGCGUUAAGUUGUGUUUGAAAAGAUUGCUUGUUUGAUAAAUAAUUCAGUUGCGGAGAUUGGAGUUACUUUAACGGAUUGAGACGUUAUGAGUGCUCAAAGGCGAAGUAGCUCUCGAAAUGGGAGACGAACUUCCACAGGGACUCCGAAGUCCCCUGCUUCUGGCGGAUUAACUUAUCCAACAAUACGACAAAGAGGUUAUUACUCUGAUAUCUUGGGAGGAGGAUCGAAAGAUGAGCUUGGGAAUAUCACUGGUGGCCCUGCAGCAUCAAGAAGUACAUUAUGGAAAACAGCAAAAGUGAAGCACAUGCCAGAAGUACAAACAUUCAAGGGACCCAUGUCAAGUCAGGCUUUGAGUUCACUGUUGCAGGAUCAAGUUCAUGGGCCAACAACAGCACCCAUCACAGUUUCUGACUUUCCAGAGAAAGCCUGGGAACCUAAGGUUCAACUCCCGUAUAAGGCAGAACAAGGCCAAGUUCCCAGAAAAAUUGAGAUUGAAAGGCAAAAGCGGAUAUUUGCCAAGCAAGACAUAAACUUGCUGUUAGAAGACCUUGGAGUUAAGACCUCUGAUCUUAUGCCUAAAGGAGACUACAAUAUGAGAGUAAAUCUCACAGGACCAGAUGCUGCGUCAUUUCCACCCUUCUUACCUCUUCACACAUUUGAUGACUCAGAGUUUGAUUGUCGUAAUCCUAAUGAGUGGCUGGAACUGGGUUUUGUUGAUGGAAAGCAGCACCCAGUACCAGGAAAAGCCCUCUUGUCAAGAGAUGAUGGUAAAAAUGGAAGAGAAUAUGCCUGGACAGAUGUUGGUACACUAGACUAUGAUGCUGAAAAACAGUUAUUUUUAGUGCAAGUUGUUGGUACAGGAGGCCUUCAGCACAAUGUUAUACCAACAGCAAAUGGGGUGGCAGAAAAUGGUAUAGUUAAUGGGGACACUCUGAAUGAGGAACCCAAAAGGAAACACUCCAAACUUGAAGCCCAACAGGUUUGGGUUCCACGAAUACAGCUUUUGUUUGCUGCUGAGGAUCCAGUGAACUUUGCCGAGAGAGUAGCCAAAGCAUAUGCUCUGCGUUGUGAAACUGAGGCAUUGCUGAGGUACAAUCUGUAUGUUGAUUGCAUGCCAAUGGAGGGUGUGGUGAGGCUUGAUCCCAGCUCAGUGGAAAGAAUGAUCACUUGGGCCAAGGGAACCAGAACACUAAAGAAUGACAAGAACUUGGAUGAACAUGUACGUCUAUUGUGCAAAGAAAUCCAGGUGGAUUUUUCACGCAGCAUGAACAGGAUCACAUUUGACAGGAUUGUUAGUAGUAAACCAGAAACUUAUCCCUUUGUAACUGUUCCACAAGAAGAGGUGGAGGUGAUUCCUGAGCGAGGUUUUCACCCAGAUGUUCCUUCAUAUCCCUUCGAUGAGAAGUUUGACAACUUUGCCUUCAACUGUCUGUUGACACGUGAAGAAGCCAUUGUGGCAAUGGCUAAAGUGAGAUCUGAAUGCAAUAAAGUUGCCAGCAUGUCUGUAUUCCAGGUUCCUGUCUCAAAAAGCAUGAAGCUUGAAGAGUUUGAACAGACACAAGCACAAGUCAGCACACAGGUACAGAUAUUUUUGCGAGACAGCUGGCUUAACACCCUGAGGACAGCCAUUCGUAGCAGCUUGUUGGAUGUUGGCAAGGGAUGGUUUAACAUGGAAGAAAGGAGUUGGGAAGUGUACCAAAUCUCAAAGCUUGCUAAAUUUAUGCAACUGGUCAAAUUUGCCAUGCAGGAUUCACUGCGUUAUUUGGUGCAGGAUUCCUUGGUAGCUUUUACCCAGAUGAUCCAAGAUGCCACAUUCAGCGUGAUGGACUUAGGGGAAGACUUUGACUGGGGUGCAGAUAUCAUAAACAGCAAUUACAAACCCAAGAAGAAUGCCCUGUUUAUGUUGGACCUGUCAUUGGAGAAGACAGGUGUUCAGUACAACACAGACCUUGAGAGCUUUGGGCGUGUGGUCAUCACACUGUUUGACAAAGGAAUCACAUGCACAAAGAAUGUGCCACAACUGGAAAAAAUAGUUAUUGAAGGAUUAUUCUGGAGUGGCACACCUCUUCUUGAGUCUGUUGGUGAGAAUGAACCUGAGGUGGUGAAGCUGAGGGAGACUGUACGGCAUGCCAUCAAACAGUCACUCAUUCCGCUGAGGGCUUAUGCUAAACAGUAUGAACAGUACCUUGACCUUUACAACAUGGAUAUAAACCAGUACCUCGUUGAGUAUGAUUCUCAAGAAAGAUCAGCUGCAGAAGUGAAGCAGGAGAUUGAACGACAUCUACAAGACAAAGAGACUCUGGAGAACUCUCUGCCAUCUAGCAUUGUGAUUGGUCCAUACUGGAUCUCGACUGAAGGAGUUAGGCAGGCACUUGCAAAGAAACGAAAAGCACUGGCAAAUGCCGUUAUUGAGUUGCUGGCAAAGAAACUUCGCAAACAAGCUGAUAUGGUUUGUGAGGAGUUCAAGGCAAUUGCACGACAGUUGUAUGACAAACCGAACAGCAUAGAAGAACUGGCAGAACAAAGAGAAUACAUGAAGCAAAUUCCAGAACAGCUAAAGAAGAAUCAGGAGCUGAUCGAUAAAGCCAUGGUAGAUUAUGAACUGAUUGAGGAAUUUAAUUACAAUAUAUCAGCCGAGGACUUCAAUGCAAAGUGGACUUGUAUAGGCUGGCCCCAUAAAAUCCAGCUGCAGAUGGAAGCAACAGAAGCCAGCCUUGAAUCGGAUGAAGAGAGAUUCCAGAAAAACCUUCUAGCAGACCAAAACACGUUCCAGGACAGGCUGGAUUCACUGAAUAUGGCUGUAGCAGGAUUUGCUGCUCACACAGACCUCAGUAAGUCACAUGAAGUGGCAAAUGAGGUGCGUCGACUCACUAAACAGCUCAAGGAAUGCCAGACGCUAGCUACUACAUACAACAACAGGGAGAGACUGUUUGGGCUGCCAGUCACAUCGUAUGACAAACUGGGCCGAUUAAUCAAAGACUUUGAACCAUUCAAAAACAUGUGGUUGACAGCUUCUGACUGGCAGAAAUGGUACGACAGUUGGAUGAACGAUCCUCUCACUACAAUCGAUGCGGAACAACUGGAACAGAAUGUAAACAAUGCAUUCAAGACGGUCUUCAAGUGUGUUAAACAUUUCAAGGAGAUUCCUGCCUGCCAGGAGGUAGCCAUGGAAGUAAAAGAAAAGAUUGAGAACUUCAAGCCGUACAUUCCACUCAUUCAGGGCUUGAGGAAUCCUGGAAUGCGAAGCAGACAUUGGGAACAGUUGUCCAAAGAACUUGGUUUUCCGAUUGUUGCAAACGCUCAGUUAACAUUUACAAAGUGCCUGGAAAUGAAGCUGCAAGACCACAUUGAGAUUAUUGCUAAAGUAGCAGAGAUCGCUGGCAAAGAAUACUCCAUUGAACAGGCCCUGGACAAGAUGGAGUCUGAAUGGAAGCCAGUCAUGCUCGAGGUAAUGCCAUAUAAGGAAACAGGCACGUUCAUCAUGAAAGUCAGUGAUGACUGCUCGCAGUUAUUGGACGAUCACAUUGUGAUGGCACAAAGCAUGUCAUUCUCACCGUACAAGAAGCCAUUCGAGGAGCGCAUUACCACGUGGGAGAGCAAGCUGGUGAUGACUCAAGAUGUGAUGGACGAGUGGCUACAGUGUCAGCGUCAGUGGCUGUAUUUGGAACCCAUCUUCAGCUCCGAGGACAUUAACAGGCAGCUACCUGUUGAAAGCAAAAGAUACCAGACCAUGGAGAGGAUAUGGAGAAAAGUCAUGACCAGUGCCAAGGGAAAUCCUCAGGUUAUUUCUCUGUGCCCAGAUGCCAGAUUGCUGGAAAGUCUUCGUGAAUGCAACAAAUUGUUGGAACAGGUUCAAAAAGGACUUAGUGAAUAUCUCGAGACCAAACGUUCAGCUUUUCCCAGAUUCUACUUCCUGUCAGAUGAUGAACUUCUGGAGAUUCUGUCUCAGACUAAAGAUCCUACUGCUGUUCAGCCUCAUCUGCGAAAAUGCUUUGAGAAUAUUGCCAAGCUUUCAUUCGAGGAAGACUUGCGUAUCUCAUCUAUGUUCUCUGGUGAGGGAGAGUGUGUCCCAUUCAGCAACAGUCUGUACCCGACAGGAAAUGUAGAGGACUGGUUACUGGAAGUAGAAAACACCAUGAGAGGAAGUUUGCGAGAGAUUUUAAACAGAGCAUUAUUAGUUUAUCCUGAGACUCCUCGUACAGAGUGGGUGUUACAGUGGCCUGGCCAGGUGGUGAUUGCCGGCUGCCAGACUCACUGGACCAAAGAAGUGUCUGAAGCACUGAUUGAAAACAAGAUAGAUGAACUUUAUAAAGCCUUGAUGGCUCAGCUCAAUGAUCUCGUUACUCUGGUGAGAGGAAACCUCAGUAAACUGGCGCGGAUGAUUCUGGGAGCUCUUAUUGUGAUAGAGGUUCAUGCUUGUGACGUCGUAGCAAAGAUGAUCUCUGAAAACGUGAAAAAUGUGAAUGAUUUUGAGUGGAUCAGCCAGUUAAGGUAUUACUGGGAAGAUGACAUGAUAAUACGCGCGGUGAAUGCACAGUUUGACUACGGCUACGAGUACCUUGGAAACACAGGCAGGCUGGUCAUAACCCCUCUGACGGAUCGCUGUUAUCUAACUCUUACUGGAGCGCUGCAUCUGAAGUUCGGAGGGGCACCUGCUGGGCCUGCCGGCACAGGCAAGACAGAGACCACAAAGGAUUUAGGCAAAGCCAUGGCGGUUCAAUGUGUAGUGUUUAACUGUUCUGAUCAGUUGGAUUUUAUGGCCAUGGGGAAGUUCUUCAAGGGUUUGGCCAGCGCCGGUGCUUGGGCCUGUUUUGACGAGUUUAAUCGAAUUGACGUGGAAGUGUUGUCUGUGGUGGCUCAGCAGAUCUCCACCAUUCAACAAGCUUUGGAAGCUAGGGCUGAACGUUUCAUGUUUGAAGGUGUUGAACUUGCGUUGAGACCUUCAUGUGCCGUGUUUAUCACAAUGAAUCCUGGGUAUGCAGGAAGAACUGAACUGCCUGACAAUCUCAAGGCUUUGUUCCGUCCUGUGGCCAUGAUGGUUCCUGACUAUGCCUUGAUCGCUGAGAUCAGUCUUUUCUCGUUCGGUUUCUCGGAAGCUAAAGCUUUGGCCAAGAAAAUUACCACCACAUUCAAGCUUUCUUCAGAACAACUCAGUUCUCAGGAUCACUACGAUUUUGGUAUGCGAGCCGUCAAGACUGUGAUUUCAGCUGCUGGUAACCUCAAGAGAGAAAAUCCAGACAUGAGUGAGGAGCUUAUCGUAUUACGUGCCAUUCGAGAUGUGAACGUACCGAAGUUCUUGCAAGAUGAUUUGAAGCUGUUCCGUGGAAUUGUCUCUGAUCUCUUCCCUAAAGUAGAAGAGAAGCCUAUUGAUUAUGGCGAUCUAGAAGACUCUAUCCGCAAGACUUGCCUGAAGCUAGGCCUUGAGGAUGUGGACGGAUUUGUGACCAAGUGUAUUCAACUGUACGAGACAACUGUAGUCAGACAUGGACUCAUGUUGGUUGGUCCCACUGGAUCAGGAAAAACAAGGUGUUACGAUGUACUGAAGAAAGCUCUUACAUCAUUGAAAGGUAAAGAUUCGCCAGCAGGUACCCCGUAUGAAGAGGUGCACACUUUUGUUCUGAAUCCUAAAUCCAUCACCAUGGGACAGCUGUACGGAGAAUUUGAUUUACUUACUCACGAAUGGACGGACGGUAUCUUAUCGUCCAUGAUCCGCGUUGGAAGCUCGAGUACAACAAGUGACAAGAAAUGGUAUGUGUUUGACGGGCCUGUGGACGCCGUGUGGAUUGAAAACAUGAACACUGUGUUGGAUGACAACAAGAAGCUUUGCCUUACGAGUGGAGAAAUUAUCAAACUCUCUGAGGCCAUGACGAUGAUGUUCGAGGUCCAGGAUCUUGCUGUUGCCUCCCCGGCCACCGUCAGCCGCUGUGGUAUGGUGUACCUGGAGCCGAGUAUCUUGGGUCUUGCGCCGUUUGUGAACUGUUACAUGAAAACACUGCCUGACGCAAUAUUUGAUCACAAGGACAAGUUACAAUCGCUUUUUGAUAGAUAUUUAGAGGAUUCCCUUACGUUUCUGAGGAAUAACACCAAGGAGUUUGUUACAACUGUCAACAGUAACUUGACUUGUAGCCUGAUGCGUAUUCUGGAUUGUUUCUUUGCUCCGUUUGUUCCGAAAGAGGGAGAGACCAUCCCUGCAGAGAACAUAGCUUUGGUCGAGACGCUGAUCGAGCCGUGGUUUAUCUUUGCUCUUAUCUGGUCUGUUGGAGCAACAUGCGAUGGUGACGGGCGAAAGAAGUUCAGCGAAUAUUUAAGAAAGAAGAUGGAUGACGAGAAGGUUUCCAUGAAGUUCCCAAGUUACGGUCUGGUGUAUGAUUACUCACUGGAGGAUGGAGGGGUCAGCCGCAAGCACGGCAAGGAUGACGACGACGAGGAUGAUCACACGGAGGAGGUGAAAUGGGUUAACUGGAUGGCUAACACAGCUAUGCCUGAUAUUCCACCGGAAAUGAACUUCUCUGAUAUCAUUGUACCCACCAUGGACCUGGUUAGAGGGUCUUUCGUGCUGGAGAUGCUGUUAACAAACAACAAAAAAGUGAUGUGUGUGGGUCCAACAGGCUCUGGUAAAACGUUGUGCGUAGCAAACAAGCUGCUCAACUACAUGCCCAAAGAGUUCCUGUCUCAUUUCCUGAAUUUCUCAGCGAGAACAUCUGCUAAUCAAACACAGGAUAUUAUCGAUAGCAAACUUGACAAGAGACGUAAAGGCGUGUUCGGUCCUCCUCUGGGAAAACACUUUGUGUUUUUCGUCGACGAUCUAAACAUGCCAGCUCUGGAAGUGUAUGGCGCCCAGCCUCCAAUAGAAAUCCUCCGUCAAUACUGUGAUCACAAGGGAUGGUACGACAGAAAGGCGAUAGGAACCUUUCGUGAACUAGUGGAUAUCAACUUUGUGGCGGCAAUGGGCCCCCCAGGGGGUGGUAGAAACCCUGUGACUCCUCGGUUCCUCAGACACUUCAAUCACCUGUCAUUCACUGAGCUGGAGGAUGACAGUAAACACAGAAUUUUUGCCACCAUUCUCAAAUCUUGGAUAGCUUCCUACGCUGGCGAGGAUAAAGAGUCACUAUGCGACAGUUUGGUCGGAAAUACCAUUGCCGUUUAUAACACUGUUAUAACUCAGUUGCUACCCACUCCAGCCAAGAGCCACUACACGUUCAACUUGCGAGACUUGUCGAAAGUGUUCCAAGGAAUUCUUAUGGCUCAGCCACAGAAACUGAGCGGUAAAGAAGAUGUACUGAGGCUGUGGUACCACGAGAACUGCCGGGUGUUCCAGGAUCGUCUAGUUAACGACGAGGACAGAAAAUGGUUCGUGGAUCUGAUUCGAGACAAGAUGGCGUCUGGGUUUGAGAUGGCGAUGGACGAUGUGGUGAAAGAUUCCACCAUGAUUUACGGCGAUUUUAUGGUUCCUAGCGCUGAGAAUAAGAUUUAUGGAGAAGUGCCCAGUUUUGACAAGAUGGUGAAGAUCAUGGAGGAGUACCUCGAUGACUAUAACCAGAUCAACACGGCUCAGAUGAGGCUGGUUCUGUUUGGUGACGCCGUACGUCACGUGGCGCGUAUCAGUCGUGUGAUUCGUCAGCCUCUAGGUAACGCUCUUCUGCUUGGUGUGGGAGGAAGCGGACGACAGAGUCUUACAAGGCUAGCCGCCCACAUGGCCGAGUACGAGUGUUUCCAGAUUGAGUUGGCGAAGAAUUAUGGCGUUCCGGAAUGGCGUGAGGAUCUGAAGAAGGUGCUGCUGAAAUCAGGAGUAGAGAACAAAUCCAUGGUCUUUCUGUUCAGUGAUACGCAGAUCAAGAGCGAAAGUUUCUUGGAAGAUCUAAACAACGUUCUGAAUGCUGGUGAUGUGCCAAACAUCUUCGCACAAGAUGAGCUGGACACGAUUUUUUCAGCCAUGAAACCUGUAGUACUUGAUUUGGGGCUCCAACCCACCAAGGCGAAUCUAUACUCAGCCUUCACUAAACGAGUGCGAGCUAAUACACAUAGUGUUGUGUGUAUGAGUCCGAUUGGUGAGAUAUUCCGAGCACGGCUUCGUCAGUUUCCGUCUCUGGUCAACUGCUGUACGAUUGAUUGGUUCUCGGCUUGGCCUGAGGAGGCCUUGCGUUCCGUGGCCUCAACUUUCCUUGGAGAAAUUCCUGAACUGGAUGAGUCUUCUGCGAUGGAGGGAUUGGUUACCAUCUGUGGAGUUAUUCACCAGUCGGUAGCUGUCAAGUCAAAGCAAUAUCUGGCUGAGUUGUCGCGACACAACUAUGUCACACCCACCAGCUACUUGGAACUUCUAGGCACAUUCCGAAAGUUGGUUGGCAUGAAGAAAUCAGAGUUCCUUACUGCAAGAAACAGAACAAAAGUGGGCUUAGACAAAUUGCUAAGCACAGCAGAUGAAGUGGAAAAGUUACAGGAGGAACUCGAGUCUAUGCAGCCUUUGUUAGCUCAGGCAGCUGAAGAAACUGUCGAGACAAUGGAGAAAAUCAAAGUAGACUCGGUGGUGGCCAAUGAGACUAAGGUUGUCGUGCAAAGAGAGGAAGAGGAAGCUGCUAAGAAAGCCGCCGAGACCCAGGCCAUCGCUGAUGACGCUCAGAGAGACUUGGACGAGGCUCUGCCAGCACUGGAAGCUGCCCUGGCGAGUCUCAAGUCUUUGAACAAAACUGAUGUUGUGGAGGUUCGAGCUCUUCAGCGUCCCCCUCCAGGCGUAAAGCUUGUGAUUGAAGCUGUCAGUAUAAUGAAAGGCGUCAAACCAAAGAAGAUUGCAGGAGAAAAGGUUGGUACGAAAGUCGAUGACUAUUGGGAGCCUGGUAAAGCUUUGCUUCAAGACCCUGGAAAGUUCCUCGAGGGCCUCUUCAAGUACGAUAAGGACAACAUUCCUGAUGCAGUGAUUCAGAAAAUCCAACCCUACAUUGACAACGAAGAUUUCCAGCCUGCUGCCAUUGCGAAGGUAUCCAAAGCUUGUACAUCAAUUUGUCAAUGGACGCGAGCCAUGCACAAAUAUCAUUUUGUGGCCAAGGCUGUAGCUCCUAAACGGGCUGCGCUAAAGCAAGCCACAGAGGAACUACAGGAAACUCAAAGGGUUCUCGCGGAAGCCAAAGCUCGGCUGGCAGAGGUUGAGGAGGGCAUCGCUUCACUUCAGGCCAAGUACGAGGAAUGCAUAGCUAAGAAACAAGAACUGGAAUUCAAGACUGAACAGUGCUCUGCAAGGCUUGGUCGAGCUGAAAAGUUGAUUGGUGGCCUCAGUGACGAGAAAGUCCGCUGGCAUGAAUCAGUGCUGGCGAUGGAUGGUCAGAUUGUGAACAUUGUUGGUGACGUCAUGAUUUCAUCAGGGGUCAUCGCCUACCUUGGCACAUUCACGGGUGAAUACCGCGUAUCUAUGGUAGAAGAAUGGCUGACAGAAUUGCGUGGUUUGGAAAUCCCUCACUCGGACAACUGUUCUCUUGUGCCAACACUCGGAGAUCCUGUCAAGAUUCGUAACUGGCAGAUUGCCGGAUUACCUCGAGAUACGCUUUCCGUAGAGAAUGGUGUUAUUGUACAGUUUUCUCAGCGAUGGCCGCUGUUUAUUGACCCUCAGGGACAAGCUAACAAGUGGAUAAAGAGCUUAGAGAAGGACGCAGGUCUUGAUGUUAUCAAACUCAGUGACCGUGAUUUCUUACGAAGCUUGGAGAACGCUGUUCGGUUUGGUAAACCGUGCCUAUUGGAGAACGUUGGAGAGGAGCUGGACCCAGCAUUAGAGCCUAUCUUACUAAAACAGACAUUCAAGCAAUCAGGUAGCACGGUGAUCAAACUUGGAGAUGCCAUUAUCCCUUACCAUGAUGACUUCAAGUUUUACAUCACUACAAAGCUACCUAACCCUCACUACACACCAGAGGUGUCCACAAAGGUUACCAUUGUCAACUUUACACUCUCGCCAGGCGGUCUCGAGGAUCAGCUGCUAGCUUUAGUUGUUGCUGAAGAGAGACCCGACCUGGAGGAAGCUAAGAAUCAGUUGAUUGUCAGCAACGCGAAAAUGAGACAAGAGCUGAAGGAAAUUGAAGACAAGAUUCUUCACAAGCUGUCGGCCUCAGAAGGAAGUCCUGUGGACGACAUAGAUUUGAUUCACACAUUGGAGCAAUCUAAAGCCAAGUCCAUGGAAAUCAAGGCUAAAGUGGUGAUCGCUGAACAAACCGAGAAAGAUAUUGAUGAGACACGCAGCUUGUACAUCCCUGUGGCUGUCAGGACUCAGAUUCUUUUCUUCUGUACUUAUGACCUGGUAAGUACUGUUUGUGCAGUUGUUUUCUGAUCAGAUGGCGAUCAUCUGAUCGUCACGUGUUAGGGGUAAC
Messenger RNA from Orbicella faveolata, 10419 nucleotides. RefSeq names its product dynein axonemal heavy chain 1-like. The record is from RefSeq and is a predicted model, not a curated record. Gene Ontology annotation, cellular component: dynein complex. Gene Ontology annotation, molecular function: ATP binding; dynein light intermediate chain binding; dynein intermediate chain binding. Gene Ontology annotation, biological process: microtubule-based movement. NCBI's taxonomy places the organism in Eukaryota, Metazoa, Cnidaria, Anthozoa, Scleractinia, Merulinidae.